UCUUCUAAGGAGUCUUGACAUUGACCCCCCUUCGCCACUAGAUGGGGAAGUGGGGCAGCAGAACCCAAGAAAACGGUCCUUUCUCCUCUGGUAGGAGACCUGGAUUUGAUCCCAAUUUUAGGCUGCACGUACGCUGCUCAUCUGCGGCCCUGAAGCAGACAGCCUGGUUCCUCGGACGUCAUAUGAUAAAGACUGGAGGAGAGCCAGAGGCAGGGCCCCCGUUUGGAGAGGAGGACCCAUAUCUCAGUCAACGCGAGCAACCAGGGCCCCAUUAUCUCCACAAGGCAGGGAGGCGUAUCCUUUUCCCCUCUGCACUCCCCUUCACAUACCACUCUGACUCUCACUCUCUCCCCCCCCCCCCCCCCCCCCCUCUCUCUCACCCAUACACUAACUAGACUACAACCUGCUUCAGACGACGCCCCGUCGCCCAUGAGAUUUGCACCUCCGUCGUGCGUCUUUUCCGCUCUAGAGGAUAUCAGUGUGGUCUUGUCAUCAUCAUUAUUAUUAUUGUCGGGCUGUGCGCGCGAGCUGCCCGCGGCAUCACCUCACCAAUAACAGACGGGGUGCCAGUCAGAAGAAGAAGAGGAAGAAGAAGAGAGGGAGGAAGAGGAGGAGGAGGAGAGGAACGGGGUGACAGAGUAUUCCGAAUUGACGCUCAGAAAUAAACAAGUAGACAGACAGACACCCUGUUUGGAAGACCGUCUGCGGCGGGAAGCGAACGGGAUCUGCAACUGAGAUGGCUGAGGUGUCACAAGAGGAGAGACUCCAGGCCAUCGCUGAGAAAAGGAAGAAGCAGACAGAGAUUGAAAACAAGAGGAGGCAGCUGGAUGAUGACCGACGGCAACUCCAGCAUCUCAAGUCGAAGGCACUGAGGGAGCGCUGGUUGUUAGAUGGAGCUCCAGCAGAGGAGGAGACUCAGAAGCGUCUCCAAGAGGACGAGGUGAAGACCAAACUUCUGGAGCAGGUCAUCCUCAGGCUGGAGCAGGAGAUUGAAGAACUGGAGACAGGCGAGCCAGCCAAUAAGGGUGUGGCCAAAGAAAAUGGAGGUGAAAAUGGAGUAGUGCAGACCUCUGGUCAGACCCCAAAGAGAGAGGUGACAGGGAUUGAAGCCAAGCUGCUGGGUCCCAGUCCUGACCAAGCUAGCGCAGACAACCCCGUCACCUUGGUGUUCAUGGGCUACAAGACCGUUGAAGAGGAGCAGGAGACCCACAAAGCCCUGGGAAUGGAAGGGGUGGACGGCAACGUAAAGGCUGAGUUUGUUGUGAUCGAAGAUGGGGAGGGGAAAGCUGGAGGAGAGGCAGCCACAGAGGAGCAGGCUCCACCCAACGGGAGCAUGGCAGAGAAGGAAAAGGCCAACGGAGGCGGGGAGGAGGGAGAGAAGGAAAAGGAGAAGAAACAGACCUGCAAAUGCUGCACGGUCAUGUGAGCUGUGUAUGUGAAUGCGGGUGUGGGUGUGUGUGUGUGUGUGUGUGUAUGGAUGAGUACACACCUGCACCUGUGUAGGCAUGUGUGCCAUUGCAUGUGUCUGUAUUUGCAGAUGUGUGUAACUUUGUGUCUGUGUGGGAGUGUGUGUGUUUGUGUGUAUGUGUGUCAGGACUGGAAAAAAACAAAAGCCGAAGUACACAGCCAAUAUACCAACAAUGAGAGCCAAUACAAGCUCCAGCUACAACAACAAGAACCACAAAGACUCAUAAGUACACUUUACUCUGUAUACUUUCUCUGAUGUGUAUUUGACUUUUGGUUUCUAUUGAUAUUUUUCUAUUUUUCUGUCUUGACAUUUAUAUUGUAUUCAGUAUGUAUAUCUUUAUUAUGGGACUGUGUACUGUAAGUUCAUUGUUAUUAUUGUUGGAAAAAAAGAAAAUGUAUUAGCUCUCUGGACUGUACUGCUACCCACUGGGGGAAAUCUGGAAACUUUAAAUCAUUUAAGUCAAAACAGCAAACUAUGAAGGACACAGACACUUAAAUAUAUAUAUUUCUCUGUGUAGGCCUACCAACUAUUUAUCAGUCAAUUUCAUAUUGCAAUAUUGUCUAAGAUAUUAUUUUAAAUAGUAUUUUAAUAUAUUGAUAUGAAAUUAUGUUUUAUACAAUGUAUUUAUUGUUUUUGGUUCUCUAUAUCAUCGCUAACCAUUAACUGCAUGUAAGCUUGUAAGCUCUACCAGAUUUGCGUUACAAUCAUUACAAGUGUCUGUGCUUUCUUAGACUCAUAUGUGCUCAUAUCUUUGGUCACACAAGUCUUUGUAUCAGUAAAAGUAAAUAUAAUUGGCAGUGUUAGAGAUAUGCAUUAAAGGGGCUAUUUGUAAGUUUUGCUAUUGCUACAUAGCCAGCGUUAACAGUUGACUCACCAGUCUAGAAGAAACAUUGCGAGUUCAGCAUCAAACUUCAUCCCUUUACCCACCAACAGCUGUCUCCAGCGGUGGAAAGCAAUGCCAAUGUCAGCCAACUCUUGUCUUUUCUUCUCCUGAAGUUAACAUGCUAACCAGAAGAAGAAGUAGUGCUGCCCAGAGGGCGUAUUAUAACCUCUUGUCUUGUAAACGCAACGAUGGCCAGCGCUCUUGCCAAGCGACUAUUACCACUACUUGAUGCCAGCAAGAAACCACAUUUGGUGGCAGAGAAAACUUACAAAUAGCCCCUUUGAAGGAACUAUUUGCAAGUUUUGCUGUUGCUACAUAGCCAACGUUAGCAUUAACAGCUGUUUACUUACCAGUCUUGCCAAGAGUUUCAGCCAUCGUUGCGUUUUUAAUACAAGAGGUUAGAAUAAACUCUGAGAAGCGUUACUUCUUCAGGGUAGCCUGGACGCUACAGACUCUGUAUCGUAAAGUGAGAAGAUAGCCCGACUGGGUUAUGCUAAUUUCAGUAGAAGAAAAUAAGUGAUAUAAAUAGAAGUGAAACUUGAGGAUUGCUUUCCUUGAGUGAAAGAAUUAAGUUUGAUGCUGAACUUGCAAUGUUUCUUCUAGAUUGGUAAAUAAAAACCUAAAUAAAUAAAAACCUAAAAAUGUUUAUUAUGUAGCAAUAGCAAAACUUACAAAUAGCUCCUUUUAAGUUUAAAAAAAAAAUCUACAGCACGCAAACAAGAGGCAAAUUCGAACACUGACCAUGUUGCAAACUGCAUUAGCUUCUCAUAGAUGCUGUAUGUGACACAUGUACAUGAAGAUCACAGCUUUUGUAUUUUUUAAAUAAGAUGGAUACACUUACUUUAUGGUCAAUAGAGUCACAACGAACCAUUGUGCAAUGAUUAGAAAUGCUUAAAUGAUUUUCCUCUCAACAGUAGAAUCAAUGUAAAUCUUAUGAGGUAGCACUGCAUGAAGCCUUGCAACAUUUUUGACUGUCUUGUCACUGUCUGUUAUAUGCUAUCAUGUUCACAUGAAUGUAAAUCCAGGGGUUAAAUUGGGAUUCGUUCCACCACAAUAAGGAGAGGCGGGCUUGCUCAGCUCACCGUAAAAAAAAAAAACAAAGGUUUUUGUCACUUUCUGAACCAAAUAAAAUCUGAUGAUUCUGUAAUUUCACUGUGUGUUGGUCGGCUGCUGGUUUCUGUCCUGCUCUGCUCCCAGUUUAACCCCUGAUGCUUUGUCUGUAGACCUGGCCCCAAUAGUACUUGAAUAGACUUACAGAGAAAUAUGAAAUAUUAGAGACAUUUGAAUGCCAUUUCGCACAAAAACAAAAUCAUCUCUGCUGACCCUAAUUCUUUUGAGCCUUAAAACACAAUAAAAAGAAUUGAAUUUUUCCCAUCUAUCCAGGCCUUAUCGCCUAAUUAUUUUGUUAGAAAUUGGCCAUAUUCUGUAAUGGCAAGAUAUUUUAAACUGUAGGUUGCUAGAAAGACAAAUCAUGCAUUUACACCACAGAAAUUCAAAGCCCUGAAAGCCUAUUGAAAUACAUUUUGGCUCCAGUCUCUUCAUUUGUUUGGCAGACAGUAGAGGGCAUGGAUGGUCUGGGUCACUGAUGCUAUGCCACCAAUGCUUCUGCUGCCCUCAGGCUCAUCCAUGUCUCUGAUUCAUCCACACACCGUCACCAUUAUCUCAUUAUCACAUUUUUUCAUCUUCAUCACCAAGCACGCGCAGGCCCACCUUCUGUGCUCGGAGCCACGCAAUUCAAAAACCUCUGAAGUUGGUGCUAAUCCUGAGUCUCGUCUAACACUCUCCAUCCACCAACUAUUGUUCAGCUCCUUCUCUCUGUCUUACGCAAAUCACCGGUGAGGGGGAUUGUGGGAAUCUACUGCCUCCUGCAUACACCUGUUGAAUAAGAGAGUCUUUUGCAACCUUCAGUGCCAGAUGCAUUUUCUCAAGUUCUGUCUACAUUUACCACCAGAGAAAUGAUCCCUUCUAACAUUCCAAAGGGAGGUCAACAGGCGUGGACGGAUGAGAUAUAGUCUAUGCUUUCCAUAUGUACAGUGCAACUUUGUUUCUUAUAUUGACUCUCAUGUUUUUUCUUUCUUAUGGCCUCUUUGCAAGGCAGUAUACUGUAUUUGAUGUGUGUAUUUUUUUUAAGAAAAAAAAAUGUGUAUUGUUGGUGCCUUUGUCAGGUUCAGUUUGUUGGACUUGCCUGUCUGCCGCCAUUUUUAGACCGGGUUUUUUCUUGCUCUGCUCCUGGUCAUGAUGACCCACUGGAAACACUGCCUUCUACUCUGGAGGGUCAUUACACAAGUAUAGUAGAAUAUUACUCUAACUUUUCUGUGCAGCUCAGAUGGUAGGUAAUAUGCAGACUACUGUUGGUGUCUUGAAAAAACUUUGUAUCCUGCAUCCUAUUUUAACUUUUCAAAAUUGUUUAAUUGAUUUUACUGUAACAGACAGAAGUUGUUUUUAUUGCACGCAUACAAGAAACUCUUAUCAAAAACCAAUCUACAUGCAAUGAUUUUUCAACAGUUUGGGGGAUACAAACUUUAUGCAGGAGACUAACUGAAAGUCUUUGUAUAUACAGUAUAUACACAUGUAUAUCUGUGUGCAUACCUAGAGGUAUAUGCAUACAUAUGUAUACAAAGAAAAACAUGUAAAUUUGUUUAGCUAAAGCUUUGCUUAAUAGUGGGUCUCUGGGACAGCAGCAGAAAAAGCAACCUUGUGUUAGACCAAUGCCUGUUCAUCUAUUCUGUGGUCAUCUAAAUGUUCUCUUGAAUCUUGAAUAAAACUGUUUGUUUACAGCAA
Seriola aureovittata is the source of this 5132-nucleotide messenger RNA. It is a transcript of the gene palm1b, whose product is annotated as paralemmin 1b. The transcript is spliced from 6 exons. Gene Ontology annotation, biological process: regulation of cell shape. The coding region runs from base 737 to 1426 and encodes 229 amino acids. NCBI's taxonomy places the organism in Eukaryota, Metazoa, Chordata, Actinopteri, Carangiformes, Carangidae. Gene Ontology annotation, cellular component: membrane. The record is from RefSeq and is a predicted model, not a curated record.